Molecule: messenger RNA, 390 nt
Organism: Toxoplasma gondii ME49
Lineage: Eukaryota; Apicomplexa; Conoidasida; Eucoccidiorida; Sarcocystidae
Exons: 2
Coding region: 1-390 (129 amino acids)
Source: RefSeq, a predicted model, not a curated record
AUGAUGAUUAUCCUCGAAGACAUUUCAUCAGUUCGCGUGUGGCCACGAAAUAUCCUCACGGAAGCGUACGAUGUAGAUGACGGGUUAUGCGACCUCGGGUCGCUCAAGUCGUACAUGUAUUUGUUCGGAAAGGCACCCAUAUCUUACAACUUUUGGGAGGUAAUAUAUCACCAGGUUCCUGGCUCGGGCCAGACGGUGAAGGCGCUGGUCUUCAUCUCUCCUCCACGGGAAUACCACACUGGCCGCAAACAAGAAUUCUGCUUCCAGUUUCGCGAACGAAAAGGCACCGGGUCCAUGUUUGUUAUCAUCCGAACAUCGGAGGCAACGCACGCGUGGGCAUUUUUGAUUCUUGUCCAGGCACAGUCUUGUUUCACUCAGUCCAUGGUAUAA